AUGUCUUGUGCAUUUAUGUUUGUCAUUUGCUGCAUCACUGAGAUUUGGCCCAGUGCAAGCAGAAGCUACUUGCGCCGAAUUGUGAACAUGCUGGACUCUUCAGCCGACUUCCUUGAUCGGGCUCGCAAGCUAGGGGCUAAUGAUGAAGAGCUUCGCAACCUGCAGGCCCUAGGGUACGAUACCUUCGGUAAGCUGGCCUUUGCUACCAGCUACACCCCAGGACAGCAGGAUGAGACAGCUCUGAAGCAGUUGGCGGCAGAGAUCACGGGCUCAGACCCUCCAUUAGCUGCGAGGUUGCCAAUUGUCCGGCGACUAUUCUUCGAAUCUUAUACAUUGGCGGCUGCUGACAUGCAAAUGAGAGUUGAGCGCAAAGAUGACAGUGCACCCAGAAAGCUGGCUAAUGCCGAGCGUUCAGCCAGGUACGAUGACCAACGGAAGUGCUUGAGUGGCAUUGACAUGACUGGGGAGCUGGAACCGAGCAACGCUCUCAUAGACCUCGUCUACAACAUGGCCGAGGAGGAUCAGUUGAAAUAUGUGCGCUGGGAAGAGUGUACCAAGCGUGACCAGGAGUUAAUGGGCAUCAAGGUGGAUCCAGUGUGGAAGCCAGAUAGCUCAGGGCUUAUCCGUGAGACCAAGGUGUCUGAAGCUUUGAAAGCAGACACCAACACUGACCUGAAAUUGAGGCUGGCGCUCCAGAGGAGGUCCUUGUCUUUUGACCAGGCACGAUUGGUGGACUACAAUGUCUUUGAAAAAUUUGCAACUCUUCAAAGUCAUGAUGCGCGAGACCAGAAGCGGCAUCAAGCCAAUCAGUGGAACAAAGCCGUGGAGGUAGCUCUUCUGAAAGCCAUGGAUGCUGCAGAGGUGCGAUUGCUACUUCAACCUCUUCAAGGUGGAGUCAAGCGCAAGGCAGAUGCGCUAGAGGAGGAUCCCAAGAAGUCAAAAUCCUCCGCAUCUUCAGGUGAGUAUGCAAAGCUGCAGCAGACAAUUGCCAAUCUCCAAGGCCAAGUGAAGAACUUGCGUGCCAAUUCGAGCCACAAUCCAACCAAAGGUCGCAAAGGUCGUGGCAAAGGUGCAAAGACCAAUUUGAUCCGCAUGCCACCUCAGCUGAUUGGUAUGGCCCCCACCAAUGCGCAAGGUGAACCCAACUGCUAUGACUUCAACCUCAAAGGAUGCAGCAAAGCCAAGCCAGGCGUCCCAGCCCCAAAGCCUUUGAGGUCAACUAAGCAUCCAGAUGGGCGUCCCAACCUGCAUGGUAUCAACAAGGAACGUGUACAACUUGCCAACAGUGUUUAUGAUAACAUUUGCAAAAUUCUAGCUAUGCUGCCUGCAUCUUGCAUCAUUUCCGUGGAGAAUCCUACACGCUCACACAUGUGGGCCACCUCGUGGUUUCGCAAGCUGAUCAAAAAGAGAUGCCUUUUUCCCAUUACAUUUCAAGCCUGUAUGCAUGGGUCGCUCCGGGACAAAUGGACAACAUUUUACACUAACUGCAGCGCUUUCAGUCCUCUUGCUCUCACCUGUGAUGGUGGCCAUACCCAUUUGCCAUGGGGUGUGGAUCGCAAAACUGAUGGUUGGCGCUUCAACACUGCAGAAGAGGCUGAAUACCCUGAGGAACUGUGCUCCAAAGUCGCUGCUAUCAUUAAAGAACACGCACGGCAACACAACAUUGUCCUUGUCCAACAGCCUCCCAACAAGAAGUACAAGCUAGAUCCCCCCGCAAACCAACUGCGAGCGGCGCAAAGUGGCCGGCAACCGCGUGGGAACUUGCUGCCGCAAAUCAUUUCUGAAUUUUCGCACAUUCGUUUGUUGAAGUGGCCCUUACAAUGGCCACGCCAAGCACCACGCAUGCUGACCGAACAGGAGAUGCAACAUUUUCAAUUGCCAUUUGCUGCCAAACUGCUGUCCUUUAAGAUGGGAGAGACGGGGACAGAUGAUGAAUGCAUUGCUGAAAUUGGUAUAUAUCGCACGCCUGAUCAAUUCACAGAAGAAGCUCUUCGACUUCAACACCCUUUUGACGACUGCAGCUCGGUCCAGGAUGAUGUAAAAAGGGCUAUUUUCUGGCUUCUCACGGAUGGGCCUAAGGUAGUUGCUGAACAAAGAAAACUUAUACUGGACAAUUACGAACGUCUUAGUAUGGAACUUGAGGGCGAGGAGAAAACGUUACAUGACCAAUUGGAUCCUGCACGUGAGUUCAUCAUUCGUGACAAGAAGAUCCUGCUCUUCAAACGAAUGUGUACUGAUGCCGGGGUUGAUGAUGACGGCCUGGCGGACAUAAUGCUCAAUGGAAUCAAACUAACUGGUGCAGGUGAGCCUACAGGUCAGUUUGAGCCAGACAUCAAAGAGCCUUCGAUUAGCAAUGUGCAACUAAUGAAGUCUUCGACAUGGACCCGCAAGAAGAUCCUUGCAAAAUCCACAUGUGGAGUUGAAGAACGUGUGCUCAAGACUGUUUGGGAAAACACUUGUGCCGAAGCUGAACGUGGCUGGUUGUCUGGACCUUAUGAGGAGGAAGAACUUGUACAACGCCUGGGCCCAUGUUUGUAG
Durusdinium trenchii is the source of this 2538-nucleotide messenger RNA. The record is from the annotation of a GenBank genome assembly. Lineage: Eukaryota; Dinophyceae; Suessiales; Symbiodiniaceae.